AUUCCUAUCGAAGACGACAUCUUGCAGUUUGAAUCCCGUUUUGAAAGCGGCAAUUUGGCUCGUGCCUAUCACACGCAAGUCUUGGCGUACACGCUGCAUUUGAGCUCAGACCUGUACACUGUCAAGCACACGCAGUGGUUCUACUUUCGUAUUGCCAAUACUCGCAAGGGCAAGAUUUAUACUUUCAAAAUUACGAACCUGCUCAAGCCGGAUUCGCUCUACAACCACGGCAUGCAGCCCUGCUGCUUCUCGACCCUCGAGAACCAGACAGCGCAACGUGGCUGGCACCGCGCCGGCUUUGCGCUGUGCUAUUUCAAGAAUGACCACCGCGUCAUGCAUGUGCGCGGCGAUCGACACUACUACACCCUCCAUUUCAAGUGGCAAGCCAUGCAUGACAACGAUACCGUCUAUUUUGCCCAUUGCUACCCUUACACCUACACCGAUCUGCAAAACUACAUCACGGAUAUUGCAAUGGACGAACGUCGAGCCGCUGUCUGUCGCAGCCGUGUUCUUUGCCACACCCUGGCCGGCAAUGUUUGCGACCUGCUCACGAUCACCAACUUUGGCGUAUCCCAAGCAGAAAUGGCUGCCCGGCGGGGCGUCGUCUUCACGGCACGUGUGCAUCCUGGCGAGACCAACGCUUCCUGGAUGAUGAAGGGCGUCCUCGACUUCUUGACCAGCAAUGACCCAGACGCCGUGGAGUUGCGCAACAAUUUUGUGUUUAAGGUUGUACCGAUGCUCAACCCCGAUGGCGUCAUUGUUGGCAACUAUCGUUGCUCGCUGGCCGGUGUCGAUCUCAAUCGCAUCUACAAGAACACCUUGCGAGACCUCUAUCCCACCAUUUGGUCCACCAAGAUGAUGAUGCAACGCCUGGCUCGAGAUCGUGAAGUGAUGUUGUACAUCGAUCUACACGGGCAUAGCCGUAAGCAGAACAUCUUUGUUUACGGCUGCAAUCACCGCCAUGAUCCUGUCAAACUACUCUCGGAGCGCGUUUUCCCGCGCAUGGUGGCCCUCAAUGGUCCCAGUCAUUUUUCUUAUCGCAGCUCCAAGUUUGCGGUCAAAAAGAGCAAGGAGUCUACUGGGCGCGUGCAAACUUGGCGUCUUCUCAACCUCGUCAACACGUUCACCAUGGAAGCCACAUUUUGUGGAAGCACCCAGGGGCGCUUGGCUGGCAAACAGUUUCGCCAAUGUGACUUUGAGGCCAUUGGCCCCAUCAUUUUGGACUCGCUUAUGGACUUUUGCGACCCCGACACCGCCAAGGUGAGAAGACACGAGAUGGUCAAAAAAGGCCUUGAUUCGCCUGUGUGUGCCUCUGUGACUUUGUGUCUGUCUGCCUGCCUGCCUGUCUGGCUGGCUGGCUGGCUGGCUGGCUGGCUGGCUGGCUGGCUGGCUGGCUGGCUGGCUGGCUGGCUGGCUGGCUGGCUGGCUGUCUGUCUGUCUGCCUGUCUGUCUGUGUGUGUGUGCACGUGUGCACGCACACGCACGUGCACAUUGCUAUCCAGCCGGUGCGUCCUCACGCCCUCGUUCAAAACAUGCAUUGCACUCCACAGCGAGACAACAUUUUGA
Messenger RNA from Monosiga brevicollis MX1, 1566 nucleotides. RefSeq lists its product as uncharacterized. The record is from RefSeq and is a predicted model, not a curated record. Gene Ontology annotation, biological process: proteolysis. Lineage: Eukaryota; Choanoflagellata; Craspedida; Salpingoecidae. Gene Ontology annotation, molecular function: metallocarboxypeptidase activity; zinc ion binding. The annotation marks the transcript as partial. The transcript has 8 exons.